Molecule: messenger RNA, 2898 nt
Organism: Pelobates fuscus (common spadefoot toad)
Lineage: Eukaryota; Metazoa; Chordata; Amphibia; Anura; Pelobatidae
Gene: ALCAM
Product: activated leukocyte cell adhesion molecule
Exons: 16
Coding region: 443-2167 (574 amino acids)
Biological process (GO): cell adhesion
Cellular component (GO): plasma membrane
Source: RefSeq, a predicted model, not a curated record
UUCACAGCCUGCGUUUGCUUUCGGAGAGAUGUGGUAACACAUCGUUACAGGGAACCAAGUUUGCGGCUGAGGGACGGAGCCUUGCUGUGUGGACCUCCCGCCGUCACAGCACCUGCUGCCAGGACUGCCUCAUACACCUUGCCCGGACCGCUCACUACUUGCUCGCCAUUGAGAGCGCUCCUCUGACAACUUCUCCCCCGGCUACAAGUUUCUGAGCCCGAGCUGGGAAUCUCCUCCCGGGCUGCUUUGUGGGCUCUGACAUUGGCUGGACGUCCCAGUACCUGCGUCCCCAGGUUAUUACCUAGAUCAGCCCGCGGGAGGGCAGUGUGCCAGCUGAGAGCCCGGCCAGGGAGGCGGCUGAUUCCGGGGCAGGAGCCACAAGUGCCCCCUUUCCCUCCCAUACUCACAGUCAGGCAGUCCGAGCAUCUCCUCCAGUAGGACUAUGGCAGCCGGUGCAGGGACCCUGCUGACAGUAUGCUUGCUGUGUGCGGCCACCCUGAGGACAGGUUUUGGUCUACAUACAUCAAAUGCAGUAUAUGGAGAAACAAUUGUUAUGCCCUGUGGUCAAACAAUAGUUGAUCGUCUCUUAUUUGGGAAAUGGAAAUAUGAAAAAGCAGAUGGAACUCCAGUAUUUGUAGCUGCCCGGUCAGCUGUAAAAAACAAGACAAGCUAUGAAGAUGUACCAGAAUACAACGGCCGUCUGAAUUUGUCUGAGAACUAUACAUUGUUCAUCUCGGAUGCAAAAAUCAGUGAUGAGAAGAGAUUUGUGUGCAUGCUCGUAACAGAAGAGAAUGUAUUUGAAGAACCAACAGUGGUUAAAGUUUUCAAGCCACCAUCCACACCUGUGAUUAUAAACCAACCAACAUUCAUGGAAACAGGAAAGCUAAACAAGGUUGGUGAAUGUGUUGCAAUGGAAAGCUAUCCAGGUGGCAACAUCACAUGGUAUAGAAAUGGAAAAAUCCUUGAACCUGUGGAUGAAGUCAUAUCCAUAGAGUACAUAAAAGCGAGAAAUUCAACUAGUGGUCUUCAUAACAUGCAGUCAUCACUACAAUAUAUGGCAACUAAAGAUGAUAUAGAUGCAGAGUUCUCCUGUAAAGUAACUUAUUAUAUGCCAAAUGGACAAAUGUCAUCUGAAUCUGACUUGGCUGUCUUCGAUAUUUACUACCCUACAGAGAAGGUGACAAUUCAAGUCCAUUCACCAAGGAAAACAAUAAAAGAAGGUGAUAAUAUCACUCUGAAAUGUAUUGGAAAUGGUAACCCACCUCCACAACAGUUUUUGUAUUACCCUCCAGGCCAAGUUGAAGGGAUAACUGGUUCAAGUACCUAUCCGAUAACAGACAUACAACGAAAUGCAUCAGGGGAUUAUAAAUGUUCUUUGUUAAAUAAAAAUAUGAUUGCAUCAACAACAGUAACCGUGCACUACUUGGAUUUGUUUUUGACCCCGAGUGGGGAGAUUACCAAAGAAAUUGGAGAUACUCUUUCUGUGACAUGUAGAGCAUCUGCUAGUAAAGAUGUUUCAGUCACUUGGAUGAAAGAUCAUAAAACACUCCUACGGCCAUCAUUUACAAACCUGCAGUAUCAUGAUUCAGGACUUUAUGAAUGUGAAACUGUCCUAUCUGAAGUUGACGGUCUAAGGCGAAAAGAGACUCUCAAUCUAAUUGUAGAAGGCAACCCACGACUCAAACUAUCAAAAAAAGUUAACUCUGAUGGGAAAAGAAAAACUAUCAUUUAUGAAGUGGAAGGUUUUCCAAGGCCUGAGGUCCAGUGUACCAGUAUGAGCAAUGGAUUAUUCCUAAACAAAACAGAUGAACGACCACUGGGAAAUGCAAAGUAUUCAGCUGAAAUUAUAAUCUCCCCAGAAGAGAAUGUCACUAUAGUCUGCACUGCUGAAAACAGACUUGGAAGAGAAAUCCGUUCUCUAAAUGUAUCAGCCAUCUACAUCCCAGACCGAGAUGAGCCUAAUGGUAAAAGUGAGGACAGUAACGACAAUGCAAAACUCAUUAUUGGAAUUGUUGUAGGCCUGCUCCUAGCUGCACUUGUAGCAGGAUUAGCUUACUGGAUAUACAUGAAGAAAUCAAGCUCAGCGUCAAAGCAUGUAGGAAAAGAACUAGGCAACACUGAAGAAAACAAAAAGCUGGAAGAAAACAACCACAAAUCAGAAGCUUAAGAAAGUGUACAGAUUGCAGAGUACUCAAGGGAAAUAAUAAUGACCAGUUUGAAGCAUGAAUGUGGACUGUAAUUAUGGAUUAUGCGAAGAAACUGCGACUAUUCAUGGUUCAAGUAUUACAAAAUUUGUACCAAGUUGUCACAGGAUUACAAGGAAAUUAUCCCUGCAAUGGAUCAACAAAAACUGUUCCUACAGCCAUGAUGAUAGCUUACCAUGUUGUGUUCUGUUAUUUUUUUAUGUAAAUGUCUGCACUGAAAAUUUGUUUUGUUUGCCUUUUAUGUAAAUUUUUUUACGUAGCUAUUUUUAUACACUGUAAGGCUUUGUUCUGGGAGUUGCUGUUAAUUGGAUGUAUAGCAUAAUGUUAUUAUUUUUAUUACACUAUUUGAUGCACAGGUACGUUUCACAUCUGUUUGCUAUCAGUGAAACUGCAGAAGGAAUUAAUUGCAAUGUAAAGGCUGGUUCACAAUCAUUCAAAGAACAGCUUCAAUUUAUCAACAUUAUUUCAAUAAUUAAGUUAGUUGAGAUCUGACUCCUUGGCGCAGAAUGGGUUAUAACAAUACUUAACAGCAUAGAGUUUGCCCACCCCCCACCCCGUUUUUUUUUUUUGUGUUUUUUUUUGUUUUUUUGUUUUUACAAAUGCAUCAAAAAGAAAUGUGCUUUCAUAUUUUAAGAAUUUUAAAAGGACUGGAAUUUAGUUGUAUUUGUUAUUCACAGCCUUACAGCUUGCUUUU